AUGGCUGAACCAGCUUCGGCGGUCAUCGCCCUCAUCGGGACGGGCCUCAAGACGUGGAGUGUCUUUGAGGCCCUGAUCAAGGCCGUCAAAAACUCCCCCGAUGACAUCCAGCACUGGACCAUGGUGAGCGACCUGCUUACCAAGUCUUGCUCCCUCAUGAAGGAGAGGCUGGAGAGGUGGCGGGUAGCCACUUUGACACCCACGCAAAAGGACUAUCUUGAAUCUAUUGGAGAAUACCUCAGACGCUUCCAGGCAGACCUCUCCAAGCUGGAGAUACCGGACGCAGAUGUCUUCCAUGGAGGAGAUUCGACCUUCAAGGAUAGGGCAAUGAAGGCGUUUCGCUUGAAGCUGGAUCAGGACGACCAUGUAAUCAAGCGUGUCGACAGGAACAUUCAGAUCUUCCAGAUUAGUACUUCUGGCCUGAGCCUAUUAGAACCAGGCCCCGUCGAGAGAGUUAGAGAGGUCCUCAACGAGCUCGGAACGACGUUCCCACGAUUAUCGACCGACGAUCAGAAGCUGCAGACAUGGCGGCAGACCACCCAGGCCUUGCUGACGGACACGGCGACGCAGUACUUCCGCGAGAAUCCGAACCCAUCGAGUGCACAAACUGAACGCCUCCUGCUGCCACCGUCGGGACGCAGAAAGAGCAGCGUCAGAGAGCUUCAGUACAAGUUUGAGGCAGCACAGAACUGGGCCACUCGCUUCUUUGAGGCUGACAUGCCUAUCCUUGCCCUGCCAUUCCAACUGCAAGCUAUCGACCUCGGAAAAGAGCUGAGGGAGCAACAGCCAGGUUAUGCUUUGGACAUGGCAGAACGGGUCAAUCUGGCGGAGAAAUACGUAGCCAUCGUCAUUUCAUGCCAGAAGCACGAUCAAACAGCCGUUGCAAGUGCCGUUGAGAGGCUCAACGUCCUCGGCUCCACGGUUCUGGAAGAGUCACGUCCUUAUCCGACUCCCCAGCUGUGCGAUGAGCAGCGGAGAAUUGCCGAGAUGUUUGCAGACCUAAACGAACCAGAAAAGUCCAUCAAGUUCUUCAGACGCGCCCUCGACGAUUAUAUACGGCUGGGGAAGGAGCAGUACCAUCGACAGAUUUGCGAGACCUACAACUUGACUGAGAGACAAUACCAGAUGAACAGAAGACAUGUUGAUGUGGACGCGUUUCGAGCCGAGAUGCGCGAUGAACUAGGGGACGGCUUUAUCCCGAGGCGGGACGAUCUUGCCAGAACUGUCGGUUGGUGUACUUCCAAGGGAUUCGACGUGACUGGCGAGGAUGAGCUCACCUUCACCCAGCUCACAAACGAGGAUGGAGAUACACCGUUACAUGUGGCUGCCCGAGAUCGGGGAAUGGACAUGUCGGUGCUGGCGGAGCUCAUGACGCUGGAAAAGUUCUAUGAGAUGGAGGAUAGCAAUGGUGACACACCUCUUCUUGUCGCUGUUAGCAACUCAAACAUCGAGGUUCUGAAGGAGCUUCUAACAAGGCCGUACCUUGUUCUUGUCAGAGACAGAAACAGACAAACACCCAUUCAUAGGUGUCGAGACAAGGAGACGCUUCGGAUAGUGCUCCAAGCGAUAGAGACUGUUAGGAGUCUUCCGAGUCGUCCUGGCUUGGAGAAUGUCGGGAUUGACACCAAGGACGGUUAUGGGCAGACGGCUCUGCACCUGUUUUGCUAUCAGCUUCAAGCCGGGCUUGUCAAGAUCCUGGUUGAUAGGGGGGCUGACGUAAACGCCUUCUGCUCAGGGAACAGGACACCGCUGAUGCUUGCACUUCGGCAAGGACAGAGCGAGACAGAGCUCCAUCGCAUCAUCAGGGUGUUGAUCUGUAAGGGCGCAAGCAUAGAAGGGACGGAUAGGUAUGGUCAGAAUGACCUACAAAAGGCUCUUCUGAGAAAGGGAUAUGACCAGAGGAAGAUCCUCAAGCUGAAGGCUGGAGAUUCCGGGUCAAGUACGAUGAGCGCAAAGAGCUUUGGACGGGUGUCGACAAACUCUUCAGGGAAGAGGGGGCACUGGCCCGCGUGGUUAUGUCUAUCGAAUAUGAGGCGUGGUUAG
Molecule: messenger RNA, 2043 nt
Organism: Fusarium keratoplasticum
Lineage: Eukaryota; Fungi; Ascomycota; Sordariomycetes; Hypocreales; Nectriaceae
Exons: 2
Coding region: 1-2043 (680 amino acids)
Molecular function (GO): protein binding
Source: RefSeq, a predicted model, not a curated record